Pollicipes pollicipes is the source of this 1056-nucleotide messenger RNA. RefSeq lists its product as uncharacterized. The transcript has 6 exons. The record is from RefSeq and is a predicted model, not a curated record. Bases 31 to 1056 code for a protein of 341 amino acids. NCBI's taxonomy places the organism in Eukaryota, Metazoa, Arthropoda, Thecostraca, Pollicipedomorpha, Pollicipedidae.
AGAUCGCAUGCCAGCAGAGAGAGUGCUUUGAUGAUUGUGCUCAAGUUUACCUGGCUGCUUUACUUUUUCGUCUCUCCGGCGCUGGUGAUCAUGACCAACCGGCUCAGCGAGAAGCGGCAGGUGCAGUCGGCGCUGCAGGGCAUCCUCUCUGGCGUGGUGCUCAUGUUCCUCCAGCUGGCCAUCAACAGGCACCAGCUCGACGUCAGGGUGGUGGCCGUGCAGGUGGGCACCAGCGUCGUAAUGGGCUUCUCCAGCUACCUGAUGUACCAGCUGCACCAGUGGGCCUGGUACCGGCUGUUCAUCUGGACAUUCUUAGGCAUGCUGGUGUACACGCUUUACGGCUACCGCAAGUCGCACCUGGGGCGUGGCAUUGUUGACCUGGCCGUGGUGCCCCACGACGAGUGCGUGCGCAGCCUGGAGGGCGGCCUGGACAACGCCGGCUUCCAGCACGAGCUGGCCGAGCUGGGGGUGGGGCGUGGCCGACGCUCGCAGCGCAGCUUCGGCGGCCACAGCUACGGCAGCGCCCGCUCACGCCAGAAGGCGAGCUUCCACAGCGCCCGCGAGGACGGCGACGGCCGCGACAGCUUCCGCAGCGUGCGGGAGUCGGACGAGCGCGGCCAGAGCUUCGGGAGCAUCAGCAGCGCCCAGGGCUCGGGCGACCGGCCGGAUGGCGGGCGAAGGCGAUAUAGGCAGGAGAGCUUCCUCAGCCUGGAGGAGGGCAGCCAGCAGCUCUCUGAAGCUGACCAGAGCCGGGGCAGCUCACGGAGCGUCGAGAUCCUCAUCAACCCGCGCAGGCUGUGUGAGGAGAUGUACCUCUCACGCGCGCCACAGGCGCCGGUUAGCUCUGAGGAGAGUGUGGAGAUGCGACAGGCUGCCAGCGAGCUGGCUAGCGGUCAGAUGGCGGUCAAGGUCGGAUCCGGCGUCGGCGUCACGCCAGCCGAGCUUGAGCCUGAGUCGAGCGCACAGCUGUCCCUGUCUCUGUCGGACGUGUGGUACGACGACGACGACGAGCUGGCCUCUCAACCAGCUCCAACCACCUCGCCACCAGCUGAUUGA